Achroia grisella is the source of this 2694-nucleotide messenger RNA. RefSeq lists its product as uncharacterized. The record is from RefSeq and is a predicted model, not a curated record. The coding region runs from base 1 to 2694 and encodes 897 amino acids. Lineage: Eukaryota; Metazoa; Arthropoda; Insecta; Lepidoptera; Pyralidae. The transcript has 2 exons.
AUGGCAGUGGCCUAUAAUUUUAUUUUGGCAAUUUGUCUAUUCUCUCAGAUCACAAUUUCCACAACUGGAAUAAAACUACAACUCUCCAAUUUCACCAGUGAAGUUAAGCCGUUGUUACCCACUCCGGCUACAACCAAAACAACCAAUGCAGUGUCUCAAAGACCUUUCAUAGACAACAAGUUCUUAUCCCCACUUACAAAUACUCCAAUAUCACCCAGAUCAGCAAUUCCAUUCAAUAAUCCAUCAUCAAUAUCUAGAAAUAUGUUAGAGUUAUCAAAUCCGCCUACAUUUGGUCCGCCUUAUCGUGAAUUUGGUUCCAGUUCAUCCAAAACUGGAUUUACUUCACCGUCUUCUACAUUGUUUAAUCCAUUACAAACAUCAGAAAGUGUUAAAGCAGUCCCUUCAUCGUUUCAAGCAAAUCCCUCUAAAUUAGAUCCUUCAGUAUUUUUAAAUAAUUUUGGUAACAUAUCUCCCGCACAAUCUCAUGGACUAAUACCACAAGCAAGUCUUCAACUAUCUGGACCUUUAGGACAGACAGAUAGUCCACUAAAACAAUCAGCUUUAAAAGAUUUAAAUAAUAUUAAUAACAACUUUAGUUCAUUUGGGAAACGGCCUCUUAUAGAUCCUCCACAGAAUAUAAACACUGUUUACCAAUCUCCUAAAUUGAAUUUUCCAUUGUCAAGUCCUGUACCAGAUAGUCUGAAUGAUGUUAAACCAUUUAUUAAUAAUAGGCCAUUAAAUAAUAUAGAUAGUAAUAUUAUUGCAAAUAAUCCAAUUCAUAGACCACAAAUUCCUUACAAUAAUAAUAAAGUCAAAAACCCUGUAAUAACAAAAGAUAAAAAUUUACAAGCUCAAAACAUUGAAUCGAAUAUAUUGUCUUCAAAAAUUAAUAAUCAUGUACCUUCAAUAAAUAACGUUCCUCUUUUACAAAAUAGCAUAAAUAAUCAAAUACGGAAUGUAGAAAAAGAAAGACUAACAUUAUAUAACCCAAGUCUUAAUUUUAAACCAAGCCUAGAACAAGCAAACUUAUUAAAUAAUAAACUACCAAGUUUAACUACGAAUAAAAAUCAAAAUCCAUUAUUAACACAGCUUAAUUCACAAAAACCAGAAAUUAACUUGAAGCCUAAAAUGAACAUAGCUCCACUUGGUAAUGUUGCUACACCAUUAUAUAAUAAUUUUAAAAAUAACGAUUUAACUAAUUCAUUCGUAAACCAAAACCUUAAUGGAUGUUUUAACAAUUUAAAUAAUAGUUUAGCCUUGCAAAAUCCUUCAUUUGCUAUUAUACCCCAACUUGAAGACAAACAUUUACCAAAUAUUAUGUCACCAAACUUAUCAAAAUCCAAAUUUAGUGAAACAUUUAAGGCUGCUUCUAAUAUUGAAGACAAUGUGAUUAAAAAUAAACUUAUUAAUGAUAAUAUAUUACCAAGCAAAUCUAUCGACGGAAACUCAAUACAGUCACCAAUAUUUAUGAAUAAUUUUCCAAACAUGAAUAAAGAUACUAUAUUACCACAUCAACAGUUUGCUCCUGUAAUUGCAGAUAUUAAUUCAAAUAUAGAUCGUAUAUCAGUUUCUCCACUAAAGAAUUUUAUAAAUUCUAAUACAAUUUCACCAAUAGAAAAUCAAAGUCAUUUGACAUUAAUGAAUCCAUUUAAUAAUUUACAAAAAAAUCCAAUUAAUAGAGCAGAGAUUGCAAUAGACAAAAACAACAUGCCCAGUAAUAACGAACCAAAUAAUAUUCCUAACAUAAUAUCUUCUUCCCUUACCCCAAUUCAAUCUACAGUUAAUAUACUUCCUAAUAACUACAUUCCAUUCAAUCAUAACUCGGAGAAUGUAGUACCUAUAGGUAACACUGAUUUUUUUAGUACUUCUAAUAACUUAGAUUUAACUCACAAAACAAAUAGUGUAAUAGUUGAAUCACCCAGAAAUGUAUCACCUAAUCCUCUAAUCGAAAGUCAUAAAUCAGAAACAGAUGAAAUAACUAAAAUUUCAAAGCUACCGAAGGUCAAUGCUCCUUCUUACUUAUCACCUUCAACUCCAGUAUUAUCAUACAUAAAUGUAUCUCCAACAAAUUCACUUAUUCCGUCUUCAGCGAUAGAAUUGGCUACUGACGUCACAAAGCAAAUUUUAUUAUCUUCUCUAAAAGCAAAUAAACCAAAAGGUUCAAUAUUAAAGAGUAAUAAAUACUACACUCCAGUACAAUUAAAAGAAAAAGCAACACCUACGUUAGCAACAACCGACUCCUCAUUGAAUACUAAAUCUGAUAUUUCAGCAAGUUCGUUAUCUUCUACAGCGGAAUCUUCAGAAUUUGGUAAUAUAACGCCAAAAGCUUCACAAUAUUCAGUUUCUGUAUCAACUUUGUCAGAAAGUACUGAAGUAAUAGAUUCAGAUGUUCCAUAUUUAAGUUCAUUAACUGCCAAUGUAGUGACUGAAGAUUUAUCGCCAGCUACAAUCGUGCCAACAUAUACUUGCCCUCGUAUUAUAUAUUCACCGUCAUAUCUCCCAACUCCAAAUAUUAAUGUACCAUUCUAUCCACCACUUCCAACUGUAAUUGAAGCUCCAAUUUUCAAAAUUGGGAACAGAGAAUCAAUGGAUUACAAGAAAUUAUUAGAAAUAAUGGUUAUAGAUAAAAUAUUAAAUGACAACGAAAGCAAUGAUCUGAGGACCGCCAUUAUAGCUAUGAUGUGUACGGCUUGA